AAAUCCAAAAGAGAAAAGUAUAACAUUACAUUAUAAACUUUGACACUAAAAUUAUGGCGGCUGCUUCCUCUCCAGAAAAUGACUUCGAAUGCACCUAUAAGAUCUUAGUCCUUGGAGAUAGUGGUGUUGGAAAGACAUGUUUGAUAUUUAGAUUUACAGAAGAUAUAUUUUCAGAUAGCUACAUAUCUACGAUUGGAAUUGACUGUCGCAGUAAAGUUGUUGAUCUUGAUGGACAAAAAGUUAGGUUGCAGAUAUGGGACACCGCUGGACAGGAGAGAUUUAGAACUCUAACAAAUGCAUAUUAUCGAGGUGCAAUGGGUAUAGUACUGGUCUAUGAUAUCAYGACUGAAGACUCUUUCACACAUAUUUCUCAGUGGUUACAAAAUAUUCAAGAGAAUGCCUCUUCCGAUGUCUGUAAAGUUCUUGUAGGAAACAAACUAGAUGCAGAAGAUGAGAGGGUCAUAGACACCACUCGUAGCCAGUUGUUAGGUGCCACGGCAGAAUUAAAGUUUUUUGAAGCAAGCGCCAGAACUGGAGAAAACGUCUCAGAGGCUUUUAUUGCUGUCGCAAGACAAAUCAAAGAACGAAGACAACAACAGGAAAACAGACUAAGAUACAGCGAAGGUUUCAAACCCAUUAUAGCAGAAAACGAAAACAGAGAGCAGAAGUCUUGUUGUGGGAGCUAGUUAGCAUUGUGGGAAUUCUCGAUUUCAAAAAAAAACAACGUUUUUCAAAAAACGUUGUCAUCGCCAAAGGCGAUAGGCAACUGGGGAUAGGCGAAAAGCGAUAGGAGAUAGGUCAUUGCAAGAUCCAAGAAUAGCUGGAAUGAGUUGUGUUUCUGCUUCUUAUUCUCUUCUUGGUGUUGAGACUCCGUCGGAAUGACCUAUCGCCUGUCGCUUUGGCGACGACAUCGUUUUUUGAAAUAGGUGUAUAAAUCAUGAAUCUAUUAAUGGCACUGAAGCUGGUAUUUGGGAGUUGAGGGAAGGAAAUGGGGCCGAUAGUAAAUGUAACUAGAAACGCACCCAAUCUAGAAAGAUAAGGAUGGUACGUGAUGGUUAUGGUGGUGCCCGGGGGGGGGUUAUCUUUUAGGGUGUUAAAUGCGAAUUUUUUUAAAUCAGCAUUUUCUGGUAUCUCUUAGGGUGUUGGAAAAGGAGAGAAGCGCGCAGCGGUAUGGAUUAUCCUAGGCGCUUUUUAUAUCAAAUUUAACAUUUUUUGUUGCGGUAUCUCUUGGGUUAAAAAUCAUUCAGCCACGCCCUUUUUUAAAGAAUUCCGGUAUCUUUUAGGGGUCUUUUUGAAAAUUUCUGAUGAGCAUCCCUGUUACUUUUUUCCUGGAGUCUCCCCCCCGGGGUUUUGAUAGCCUAAUUUUUGUUUAUAUAAAUGUUCACAAAAACUAAUUAACUGUAAAGCUCCUUAUAUAAUAGAGUUUGUUUGUAUUCGAGUUUCUGUAAUUUGGUAUAUAUUGAAAAUAGAUACUUCAAAACAA
Actinia tenebrosa (Australian red waratah sea anemone) is the source of this 1483-nucleotide messenger RNA. RefSeq lists its product as uncharacterized. Gene Ontology annotation, molecular function: GTPase activity; GTP binding. The record is from RefSeq and is a predicted model, not a curated record. Lineage: Eukaryota; Metazoa; Cnidaria; Anthozoa; Actiniaria; Actiniidae.